AUGUCAAGCAUAUAUUGCUAAGCAAUAUCCUAUUUAUGUGUGUCUGAUGGAAAUGCAUGUAUUGAAGCUAAGAUCUGUAAAGAAUACUCACAAACAUAAUGUGAAACAACCCCAAGUAUUUCAGGAAUUCUGAAAUGCAAAUGGGACACAACUGCUGGAACAUGUAGAGAUUACUCCUGUUCUGAAGCUGAUGUCAGCUUGAAUACUGAUAUUAAAUGUUCAGAUUGGUUAGCUGGUUGUGUGACAAAAGGUUAAGGUUGUGUUAACUCUCCAAGACCAUCAUGUACUACAUACACUGGAGAUGAUGCUGCUUGUUAAUCCUAUAUUGGAUCAGAUGGAAAUUGUGAAUUAGCAACUGGAACAACAAACUGUAAAGCAAAGGAAUGCGCAAAUGCACCAACAUCUUUAUCUACUGAUGAUGACUGUAAGGCCUAUCAAAAAGGAUGUAUCACAACUGGUAAAGGUUGUGUUUAAGCAACAACUAAGCCUUUGUGUUCUAGCUACUCUGGUGAUAACACUACAUGUGUUGGAUAUGUUGGAUCAGAUGGAAUUUGUGAAGGUGACGCUGGAGGAUCUAAGUGUAGAUAAAGGAAAUGUGAAAAUGGUGCAUUCAAUACCGAUGAUCUUUGCAAGUAAUAUUAAUCUACUUGCAAGACCAACGGAAAAGCUUGUGUUUCAUCGCUAUCAGCCUGUAACACAUACAAGGGAACUGCUACAACUUGUGCAGUUUAUAUUGGUACUGAUGGCUAUUGCAAGGGAACAAGCACAACAGCUGAAGCUGCUUGCGCACCAAAGGUUUGCGACGAAGCUCUAGAUACAACUACAACAGACGAGGCUUGUGCCAAAUAUUAGGUUGGAUGUGUUACAACAGGAAAAGGAUGUAUUUCAAAGACCAAUUUGAAAUCUUGUACUACUUAUGAUGGAGAUGCCACCAGUUGUUAAUCAAGAGUAGGAUCUGAAGGAAAAUGUACAUGGAAGAGUGGAACCAAAUGUGUUGCUAGAGAUUGUGUUUCUGCACCAAGUUCUGUAAACACAAACCCACUUUGUGCCAAUUAUUUCACUAAAUGUGUGACAACAGGAUCUGGAUGUGUUUCAUAAACUACUUGUGAUUUAACAGUCAAAUAACAAAGUUGUGAAGGUACUGACGGCUGUUCCUGGUAACCAAUAUGUACUAGUAAUGCAUAAUGCUCUGAUUUUAAGAAGAAAUCAAUUUGUUUGGCAAACCAAGCUAGAGUCGAAACUUUUGUUAAGUAUGAUGAUAAUGGAAAAGCCGUCUACAAUUAUGUAUCUACAAAAUGUGGUUGGUUAAAUAAUGCUUGCAAAGUUUUGGCAUGCUCAGAUUUAACAGGAGCUUAUUACAAUAAUGAUGCUAAUUGUUAAGCAGAACUACCAUCAUGUAUCAGUAAUAGAGUUGAUGGAUGCAUAACCAAAUAAGAUUGCGGUAAACUUUUUGGAAAUCAAGCCACUUGUUUAAGUUACCCAGGAUAUUGUACCAAUGUAUCAACAGCCACUGAAACCACUGCUUGUAUCUAAAAGAAGUGCUCAGAUAAUACUGAUACUAAUGCCGAUAAUGCUGCAUGUGCUACAUUCUUACCUGGAUGCAUUAGCAAUGGAAAGGGCUGUAUUGAUUACACUACCCUUUGCACAUCUAUGAAAGGUACAUAGGAAACAUGCAACAAGUUAUAUGCUUAUAAGAGUGGAGGUUCCUUUGAUACUUUAGUAACAAAUCAAUGUUAUAACACAUCAACAGCAACUGAAAAUGAUUUCUGUUAAGUGAAAACAUGCAAAUUGGCUACAAACCAAACUGAUAGUUCAUGUGGUUAAUUCUUAGAAGGAUGUGUUUAUAAUGGAAAUGGAGGAUGCGUUGAUCCAAAAGCUAGUGAUACAUCUUGUGGAAGCUAUACAGGUGUCUCAGCAUUUUGCUCCACAGCCAUUGUUAAAGAUAAUAGUGCUGGAUAUUGUUUUGGAACAGCCACAUCAGGUACUUGCACCUAAAGACAAUGUACAGAUGACACAACAAGCACUAAAGAUGACUAAUGUGAUACCUUCUUAUCAGGAUGUAUUGCUAAAUCUGAUGGAGGUUGUGCUAAGAGAGACUCAAGAAGCUGCGCCUAAUAAACAGGAACAGUUACUACAUGCUCUAAUUUCAGCGGUGGAUUAUAAGUUGAUUCAAAAUGGAAUAAGAUUGCAUGCGUCAAAUAUGAUGCUUGUUAACUUAGAGGAUGCACAGAUAAAACCAAUCCUUAAACAGCCUAGGAUUGUUAUGAUUACAAAACAUCAUGUAGAUUCUUUAAGGCCGGAGCUGCCUGUAUCGAUGCAGUAGCUUGUAGCAGUUACACCCUUCCUGAUACAGCCACAACUGAACAAUAGAAGUUUGAUUAUUGUACAGGAACCAAAAAUGCUAGUGGAAUACUAUGUGGUUAUACAAAGGGAGCAACUAAGUGUUCAGAUAGAACUUGUGACUAAUUUUUGAGCACCUAUACCACCUUAGCAUGCAGUUCAUAUUUGUAAAAGAAUGUAUCCACUACAGGUGAUGAUGUAUGUUCAUCAGCUGGAACUUAUUGUUAUUUACAAGAUAAAACUGAUUGUGCAUACGCUUUCCCCUCUGGAAUCUUGGAGGCUGAUAAAUUAAGUUAUUGCUAGAAAUUCAAAGACAAGACAGGCAUAUUAUGCUCAUAUAAAACUUCAGAUGCAGCUUGUAGUGCAUAAGACACUUGUGAGAAGGUAGUCUCUCAGACAUCUGCUGUGGCUUGUAAUGAUGUACUAGUUUAUGAAAAAGCAAUAUGCUAAAGACCUACUCCAAGCACAAAAUGCUUAUCUACAGUUACUGCAUGCUCAGCCUUUACUCUAGAAACAGGGCUUACUGAUGCAAAUAAAAAGACAAUCUGUGAAUCUUUGAGACCAGUUGAUGCUACUGCUAAUUUUGGUACUGGAACUGCAGUAUAUUCUUGGUGUACUUGGGUAAGCGGUGCUAAUUGCGCAGAUAUUACAUGCAGUGCUAUAUAAUCACCAACCAGUUAAACUGAUUGUGACAAAAAAAAGACAGGAUGUUAUUAUUAUGCUUCUAAAUGUUAUGACCCAGUUGCUGCUAAUGCUUGCCCAACAACAUUUCCAACUGGUGUAGACACAGAUAUCAAAAAGGUGAAUUACUGUAAAUCAGUAUAUGAAACAGCCAAGGGAUUCUGUGAGAUAAAAAAAGAUGGCUCAGGUUGUCAAACUGGAGCUAAUGAUAAAUGCACUGUAAUUCUAACAGACGCUUGGACAGGUAACUUUAUGGGUGCUGCAGUAACAACUGCUGCUAUCUGCCCAACUUUAUCAUCGAAUGAUAAAACAAAACUCUGCAUAAAAGAUGGUGAUACGGCUUGUAAAGCAGGAGGAACUUGUGAAGACAUCCCAUCCCCAAACAAUCAAGGAGAUUGUGAUUUACAUUUAAAGGGAUGUGUAUAUGCAGCUACUAAAUGUAGAACACCAAAGUUAGCGACAAUUGCGGCUGCAGGAGAUUGUGCAAAAACAACUAUUGUUCCAUUUGCUGCUGAUGUUACUGGUCUUUCUGGAAGUGAAAAAACAGCAUAUUGUUAAAUCUUCUCAUAAGAUGGAACACAGCUCUUUUGUACUUAUGAUUAGUAUAAUGACACAACAUAAACAGUUUGUGCUGAUGCGGGUAAUUGUGAUACUUACAAAUUACCAACAGGUGAUGAAGCAAGAAAAACUUAUUGUUUGAGUAAGAUCACCGCUGCUGGUAAAAAAUGUGGAUUCACAGCAGGAAAAGACAAAUGUAGAGAUUUUGAUUGCUAAGAUAUUUCAAGUCCAACAUCAUAAGUCGAUUGCGAUCUCAAUUCAAAUAAAUUAAAAUGUUUUUACUUUAAAGGAACAUGUGUCAAUCAUGCUGCAACUUGUGAUGUAGUUCCAGUUGUUGGAGGAACAUUAAGUGAUAAACAAGCAUACUGCAAAGGUCUUGGUCUUACAGAUAAAUGUACUUAUUCAGUUGGAGCUUAUUGUGCAAAAGUGGAUGCAUGCGACAAAUAUAGUGUGAAAGAUGUAACAGAUAAAACUGCUACCUGCGGAACUUUAGUUAAUGCAACUGGAGCAAAAUGUACAUACAUUUAGGGUGAUUUCUGUGUCAAAUAAGAUACAUGUGAUAAAUAUGAUGGUAGUACACCAGUAAAUGGACCAGAAGCAGGAAAAGAGGAGGCUUAAUGCAAAGCAGUUAAGUCAACUACUGGAUAUCCAUGCAUAGUAGAUUCUACUAAACCUAAGUUAUGCAAAGCAUAGACUUGUGCUGAUAAUAAUGCCAGUGCCGCAGAAUGUAGUAGUAAUGCUGCUGAUUGCCUCUAUUAUUAGAGCAAAUGCAUCUCAAAAAAUACUUGUGGUGGUUACACCCCAGUAGGUGAUGAUCCUACAGCUAAAUAAACUUGGUGUGAAGGAGUUUAGAAUUCUACUGGAGACUAUUGUGCUUGGGAUUCAGCAACUUCAAAAUGUAAAGAUAGAGGUUGCGGCGAUAAAUAAUUUUAUACAGAUUUUGAUUGCUAAAAUUACCUUAAAGCCUGUAAGACUGAUGGAACCAAGUGCGUUGCAGUAGCUACAGCAUGUACUUCAUUCAGUGGUUCAGGAGAUUAUUGCAAUGGUUUAUUGGAUCCAACAGGUAAAGAUAAAUGCAAACCAUUGGCCACUGCUACCACCACAAUUUCUGCAUGUGCUAACAGAACAUGUUAUGACAAUGUAACAGCCGAAUCUGAUCCUGAUUGUGAUACCUAUUUGAGUGGAUGUGUCACACGUGGAAAAGGAUGUAUUCCAAAUACAGUUGCAUGUACAGCAUACAGAGGAACCAAAACAUAAUGUGAAGCUUUCAAAUAAUACACUGGAGUAGAUGCUAAUAAGAAUCCCAUUUAUGUUUAUUGUUCUGGUGAUGCUAGCAACAUUGCCACUAGUGCUUGUAAAUCUAGAACUUGCGCAGACAAUACAACAUCUACCUCAGAUACUGAAUGUGCAUAAUAUUUGAAGGGUUGUAUUACCAAAGGAACUGGAUGUGUUGAUGCAACAUCAUAAUGUACUGUAUUUAAGGGACUUUAAACAACUUGCUCUAAAUUCAUGGGAAAUUCAGGCAAAGAUUACUGUUGGAAUGCUUCAAAUGCAGUGGAAACAGCUAGUUGCCAAAAGAAGAAGUGCACUGAUAUUUCUGGUAAAAACAACGACGAAUGUUAGAGUGGCAUGCCAGUAUUCAAGAAAGGCGAUGAUCCUUUCUGCGUUUAUGAUGGAGCUGGUUGCGUUGAUUAUGGAAAGAUUUGUAGUUAAUUCAACGGAACUGAAGAAACAUGUCCCUCAUUCUUGGCCAAAGAUGGUCCAUGCAAGGCUACUACAGUAGGAACUAUCAAAGGAGCAUGUGCUAAGAGAGUAUGCACAGAAGCACCUAAUACUAUUACCACUGAUGCUGAAUGUUAGAAAUAUCAUUCAUCUUGUUAUACAACUGGUUAUGGAUGCUCUUCUGUUAAGCAAUGCUCAAAUUUAACAAGCCAAGCCUCAUGCAAAUUGAGAGAGGAAUGCACAUGGGCCAAUUUAUGCGCAAGUUCAAGUACUACAUGCUCUACUUUUAAUGGUCAAGGUUACUCAUAAUGUACCAAUUCUAAAGUCAAUGGUAAGUUCUGUGCUUGGUAAGAGUCUAGCUCAACUUGCAGAGCUUAAGUCUGUGAAGAUCAACCAGCAACCAUUGCUUCCCAUGCUCAAUGCCAAGCAUUUUCUGAUAAUUGCACAACAACUGGAGCUGGCUGUAUAACUAUUACCACAUGUCCAUUAUACAAAACUCAAUCUAUCUGUGUUGCUGCCUCAGCAUCCAAGGAUGGAGUUCAAAGAUGUGGUUGGGAUGCCACUUUAAAUAAAUGCAGAGCCAGAGCUUGCAGUGACAAAAAUGGAUUAACUGACGACGAGUGUAACACUUUCUUGGCAGGUUGCAAGACAAACGGAGUUGGUUGUGUAGCUGGAACCUCAUGUACUGAGUUCACUAAUAAAUCAUUCUGUCUCAUUUCUAAAGCUGGACCAUGUCUUUGGGUUAAUCAAUCAUGUUAUGAUUACGAUAGAUGCGAAGAUGCAGUCAAAAAGUCACACCCAGAAUGCUAAGCAUUUUCACCAUUAUGCACAACCAACGGAGAAACAUGUAUACCCAUCACAUCUUGUGCCAAUACAGCAAUUAAGGCUUCUUGUGUUGUUGGAACUGAUGGUCCUUGUGGAUGGUUGCCAACUGGAAAAUGUUAGAAGUUUGGAUUAUGCACAGAUGCUGUCGCUGCUACCAAUGAUGAAUGUAUGUCUUAUGGAACUACUUGUAUUACUGAUGGAGCAGCUUGCAUUGCCAAAACCACUUGUGGUUCAUACAAGACAUAAACAGCUUGCAAUAACAAUGGAACCGAUGGUAUUUGCUAUUGGAAUGCCACAGCUAAUACUUGUAAAUUGAAGGAGUGCGGCGAUGAGCAAAAGGGUACAAAUGACCAAUGCAAACUCAUCUCUGUCACUGGAGGAUCAUGCACUACCGAUGGAACCAAAUGCAUCCCAUUAUCCACUUGCUCAAGCUACCUUGAAGCUGGAUGUUUCACAGGAACCGACGGAGAAUGUACCUUUGCAUUACCAAUUGGAGCUACCACUGGAACCAAGGCCUGCAGAUAGAAGCAAUGUGAAGACAUCACUGGAGGAACAUCAAAUGCUAAUUGUACAGGUAUCAUCACAGGAAAGUCUUGCGUAUCCAAUGGAACCAAUUGUAUUGCCAAGGCUGCUUGCUCAACCUAUAAGACCCUUACUUCAUGUAAUGGAGGUGGCUUAGAAAAUAAUAAAGCAACUGUUUGUGCCUUCACUCCCACUGGAACUGAUAAAGUCAACGGAACUUGCAAGACAUUCACAGCAUGUGCUGAUGCUGUCAAAGACAAAUUAGCUUGCUCAACCAAUCUAUCAUGCAAAUGGACUGAAAACUCAACUGGAACAUCUUGUGCCAAUCACGCAUGUGACACCUUUGCCACAGGAACAGACUGCAGACCAAUUCCCAGCUUUGAUGGUACUUCAUCCACUGUUUGCGUUCUCCAAAGUGGAAAAUGUGCUGCUGCUGACCCAGGAACCAUGACAGAUGCCAAGAUUUGCUACGUCAAAUCAGCUUACACUUAUAGUUGGAAUUCUGCUACCAAUAAAUGUGAAAGUUGUAUCUCAGGAUCUGUCAAUCCAAACAAUUCAAAUGGAACAAACAACAACACAGAUAACGGUACAACUACCACCGACAGUGCUUUCAUCUUGUCAGCCAUUUCACUCGGUCUUUUGGGAUUAAUGGCAUGAUUUUGAUUUUCAUAUUAUAUAUAGGGAAAAUAUUAA
Messenger RNA from Paramecium tetraurelia, 7341 nucleotides. RefSeq lists its product as uncharacterized. NCBI's taxonomy places the organism in Eukaryota, Ciliophora, Oligohymenophorea, Peniculida, Parameciidae. The transcript has 2 exons. The record is from RefSeq and is a predicted model, not a curated record.